This is a messenger RNA of Phascolarctos cinereus (koala), 2983 nucleotides long. It is a transcript of the gene TAB1, whose product is annotated as TGF-beta activated kinase 1 (MAP3K7) binding protein 1. Gene Ontology annotation, cellular component: cytosol. Gene Ontology annotation, molecular function: protein serine/threonine phosphatase activity. The record is from RefSeq and is a predicted model, not a curated record. Gene Ontology annotation, biological process: protein dephosphorylation. NCBI's taxonomy places the organism in Eukaryota, Metazoa, Chordata, Mammalia, Diprotodontia, Phascolarctidae.
GGGCCUCGCGCGCUGAUGGCGUUCUGGUCUCGCGGGGCUGGACUCCGGGCUGCGUGCGUCUCCCGGUGGCGGGGAUGGGAAGGACGACAAGUGGAGCAGCAGCCCAGUUGGACCGAUGACCUGCCUCUGUGCCAGCUCUCAGGGGUUGGCUCUGCUCCGAAUCGUACCUAUUCUGCCGAUGGCAAGGGCACCGAGAGCCAUCCGCUGGAGGAUCACUGGCUCAAGUUCAGGAGUGAGAACAACUGCUUCCUCUAUGGGGUCUUCAACGGUUUCGACGGCAGCCGAGCGGCCAACUUUGUGGGCCAGAGGCUGUCCGCCGAGCUGCUCCUGGGCCAGCUGAGCGCCGACCACAGCGAGGCCGAUGUGAGGCGGGUGCUGCUCCAGGCUUUUGAUGUGGUGGAAAGGAGCUUUCUGGAGUCCAUUGAUGAUGGUUUAGCUGAGAAGGCAAGCCUCCAAUCCCAGCUGCCAGAGGGGGUCCCUCAGCAUCAGCUGCCAUCUCAGUACCAGAAGAUCCUGGAGCGGCUGAAGGUGUUGGAGAGAGAGAUCUCCGGUGGCGCGAUGGCUGUGGUGGCGAUCAUUCUCAGCAACAGGCUUUAUAUCGCCAAUGUUGGUACAAACCGAGCGCUGCUCUGCAAGGCCACCGGAGACGGGCUGCAGGUGACUCAGCUAAACUCCGAGCACACCACGGAAAAUGAAGAUGAGCUCUUUCGCCUGUCCCAGCUGGGUCUGGAUGCAGGGAAGAUCAAGCAAGUGGGGACCAUUGGUGGCCAGGAAAGUACCCGCCGUAUCGGGGAUUACAAGAUCAAAUACAGCUACAGUGACAUCGAAUUGCUCAGUGCUGCCAAGUCGAAGCCGAUCAUCGCUGAGCCAGAAAUCCAUGGAGGGCAGUCCCUGGAGGGCGUCAGCGGCUUCCUGGUGCUGAUGUCUGAGGGGCUUUACAAAGCCCUGGAGGCGGCCCACGGGCCAGGGCAGGCCAAUCAGGAGAUUGCGGCGAUGAUUGACACGGAGUUUGCCAAGCAGACCUCCCUGGAUGCGGUGGCCCAGGCCGUGGUGGACCGGGUGAAACGUAUCCACGGGGACACCUUUGCCAGCGGUGGGGAACGUUCGGCGUUCUGCCCCCGGCACGAGGACAUGACCCUGCUGGUGAGGAACUUUGGGUACUCGCUGGGCGAGAUGAGCCAGCCUGCCCUGACCCCAGCCCAAGGAGGACGCGUGUGUCCCGUCUCGGUGCCUUACUCCAGCGCCCAGAGCACAAGCAAGACCAGCGUGACGCUGUCCCUAGUUAUGCCCUCCCAGGGACAGAUGGUCAAUGGUGCCCACAGCGCUUCCACCCUGGAUGAGGUGACGCCCACCCUAACCAACCAAAGCCCGACCAUGACCCUCCAGUCCACCAACACUCACACCCAGAGCAGCAGCUCCAGUUCUGAUGGGGGUCUCUUCCGCACCCGCCCCUCCCACUCCCUGCAGCCCGAUGAGGACGGUCGGGUUGAGCCCUAUGUAGACUUUGCCGAGUUUUACCGUCUCUGGAAUAUGGACCAUGGGGAGCAGGGGGCCCUUCCAGUGUCUUAGUGCCAAAGAGCACGGCUCCCGGAAGGAAAAAUGGCCCGGGUAUGUCCACCUGGGGCCUGCUGUUAGGCCCUGCCUCCCCAAGGCUUGGGCCUGUCCCUGGUGAGGCGGUGGCCCUCAAGUCCCACGAAUGAGCUCUGCAGGAAGACUGGACAUUGGGAGCAAAUAGCUGCCCCCCCCCGAAGCCUGGCAUUUCUGGGGACCACCACCUUUCUGUCUCCCAAUAAAUAUAACUUGUACUGUCUCCUGCCUCAGGCCCGUGUGGGUCUGCCUCCACCCCCCAGGAGGUGCCAUUGUCCCCCAGAGCAGGCAGCCCUUGGGGUGCCCCUCUGCAGUUCCAGUCCAGUCCUCCAUCUCUCGGUUCUCAUUUGAAAGAGGGGAGCCAAACAUGCCUAUAUUUUUAUCCCCCCAAAGCAAACUCCAGCCAGGUCCCUGCUGGGCCCUGGGGGUCAGUCUGCAUUUGCUGGGGCAGGCGCUGGCAUGCCAGUUGGGCCAGGGAAGUGAGCACGUUUCCAUCCAGCCAUGGAGCAGUGAGAGGGGGAGCCUGGGGCACUAGCAAGAAGGGAUGGGAACAAACCAGAACCAGGCUCGAGCCAGUGACCAGGCUGACCACCUCGGGGUCCCUUUGACUCUUCCCUCCCUCUCCUCCCACAUCCGUCCGUUGCCAAGGUGGUUUGAUGCCCCCUCCACCGUGGCAGCGUUCCUAGUGCAUGCCCUCCCCACUGCUUAUGUGGACUGUCAUGACAGGCUUCCUCCCCCUACCUGGCCUCCCUCUCCAGGCCACCUUCCACACAGCUGCCCAAGUUACCUUCCUGGUGUGUGGCUGACUGUCCCACCCUCCUCAAACACCUUCCAUGUCUCCCUAGUGCCUCCUCAGUGUGGCUCUGACUCCCAGCCCUCCUUCCAGCCUUAGUUCACACUUCUCCCCGGUCGUGUCCCAGCCCAGCUGGGCUAGUUACUCUUCCUGGCAUUCAGCCCCUCUUGGCCCACCUCCUUGUUUUUGUGCAGGCCCCCUAGACUCCUCUUCUUUCAAGGGUCAGCUUUGGGGCCUCCUCUGCUGGAAGCCUUCCCUGAGCCUUCUGCUCCUCCCAAGCUCUUCCUGUCCUCACAUACUCCUUCAAACACCCGGACGUUGUCAUCCCCAGCCCCCAUGUCACACCUGUCAGCAGGCAUGUCCUGUCGCCCCCAUAAGAUGGCAAGCUUUAGGUCAGGGACCGGUGGUUUUCUGCCUCCGUAUCCCAUGAUUACCACAGUGCUUUGCCCUUUUUUUUGUCCAGAUAUGUGACUUCAUUAGUGUUAGGCAGGCCUGUUUUUAAAAAUAUUUCUACUUAUCUGUAUUUUCAGUUCUGUGUUUUCUCCCUCCGCUGCCUUCCCCCACCCAUUGAGAAAACAAGAAAUACAAUACCCAUUACACAGA